GUUCCUGACAUUCCACUUCCUCCUCUGCCAUCGACAAACCCGCAACCCGCAAAUCGUCUCCAGAUCCUCGACUCAGGCUGCAUAGCGCGCGAUUCUGACAUUUGACUUGCCGUCUCUCAAUCGACUCUCGAUUUGUAAGGCCGCUGCGCGCAUCGCCAACUACGAGUGAUACGCUGUUCUAAUAGCUGCCGGACAGCUUCGUCUACAACCCGCCAAAAUGACGCUCAGGGAAGAGUUCCAGACUCGAAAUUUCAGUAUCUACGGACAAUGGUUCGGCAUUCUGUCCAUGAUUCUCUGUUUCGCAACAGGGCUGGCCAAUAUCUUUACGCUAUUCUCUAGGCAUGCGCUCUUGAUUAUAUUCUGCGCCCUUGCGCUGGCCUCAUCUCUCGUCAUCCUGUUCAUCGAAGUGCCUCUCCUGCUCAGAAUCUGCCCGACAUCCUCCAAGUUCGACGAACUCAUCCGGAAGGUCUCGUCCAACUAUAUCCGAGCAGGUACCUACGGCGUCAUGUCUCUCAUCCAAUUUCUCAGCAUUAUCGUUGUGAGCUCGAGUUUGAUCGCAGCAGCCGUUUUCCUAGCGCUUACGGCCAUCUGCUACGGCCUUGCUGGACUCAAGGGCCAGGCUUUCAUUGGAAGCAAGACCCUUGGUGGUGCAGGCAUUGCACAGAUGAUUGUAUAAAGGCUCUUGUGACCUGGCAUCUACGGUGAAGAAAGAAAAGGGGACAAGGAGAGUAGCAGAGACGAAGACUUUUGACGAUACGUUUUAUUGCAUGAAACGACGUAUGAUUCGAAUGAGCUGGGCGGAGUGAUGAGACUUGGGACUUGGACAAAAAAAAUUUUGCAAGCAAGGCAAAUGAGUUGAAUUUUUUCUAGCCUGUAUUUCUUCUGACUGCUUGCCUGGGGGUGUUUGUGGGCCUUUUUAUCCAAAGGGUAUUCCGGCGUCAGGAAUGAGGCAUGGCCUAUAUGGUUGAUUUCAAUAGCUGCUUCUGUGCGUUUCUCACAGGGCCAUGUUUAGUGAAAUAGAGUUUCUAAAUGAUGUUUACUGUUGAUUUUUUAUC
Messenger RNA from Trichoderma asperellum CBS 433.97, 1055 nucleotides. The record is from RefSeq and is a predicted model, not a curated record. Lineage: Eukaryota; Fungi; Ascomycota; Sordariomycetes; Hypocreales; Hypocreaceae.